AUGACUAUCUCUAGGAAUCGGAAAUUACGGGGGGUGGACAAGGCGAAGGCUUUUCGUGAUUUUGCGAAGUUGAUCAGCCGCUCAGAGAAUCCAUUCAUCUCAUUUGGGCCCGUUCUUCGAUUGGGACUGGGUAUUUUACCCGCGGAAGAGGAUGAAGACGAGGUCAUUGUUCCUAUGCCCCGCGAGGAACACGAUGAAUAUAUGCGCAUCUUCGAGGGGUGCCCAGGUUGGACAACGAUCGUAGCCAAGCUUGAUCGGGGAGAUUCAAAGCUGCUCAAUGUUCUCGUCGAUGAGACACUAAUUUCAUCUACAUUAGGCCGUGGCAAGGCCCCCACGUCCAGCGCUUUCGACUCGGACACUGGAUCUGACUCCCAAUACGACAAGGAGACCGAGAACAUUCAGCCGCGCUUACGCCAAGCAAGAUCGACGACUGCUUCACCCCAAGCAAACUCUCGCAAUUCGACGAAAGUUCAAGAGACUGUCCAUACCCUGCCUCAACAUUCGAAAUCUUGA
Messenger RNA from Laccaria bicolor S238N-H82, 513 nucleotides. RefSeq lists its product as uncharacterized. The transcript is spliced from 3 exons. Bases 1 to 513 code for a protein of 170 amino acids. Lineage: Eukaryota; Fungi; Basidiomycota; Agaricomycetes; Agaricales; Hydnangiaceae. The record is from RefSeq and is a predicted model, not a curated record.